Molecule: messenger RNA, 603 nt
Organism: Suillus clintonianus
Lineage: Eukaryota; Fungi; Basidiomycota; Agaricomycetes; Boletales; Suillaceae
Exons: 3
Source: RefSeq, a predicted model, not a curated record
GUUGGUGAUCUUCAAAAGGGUGAAAAAUACCUGAAUAUGGAUUAUAUCGUGUUUUCGGCACUCGCAAAGUUACCUCGUCUCACCAAUGUCAAUCUUUCGUACAACAUUGCCUGUCAAUGGCACAAGAAGCUCAAGGACCACAUUCCUGGAAUGCCCCUCAAGCUCCAACCUGGCAAGCAGGCAGACCCACUCUCACAGAUAUCCAGUGCAUCUGCACAGAAGAAGUUCAACUUCUUCAUCCCUAAAUUCCAUCUCGCAGCUCAUAUCAAGGCCUGUCAGACUAAAUUUUCCUUCAACUGGACUCCAGGUGUCGGUCGAACUGAUGGGGAAGCGCCCGAACGCGGAUGGGCCAAUAUCAACCGUGUGGCUACAAGUACCAAGGAAAUGGGUCCUGGUGCCCGCCGAGAGAUUCUGGAUGACUUCUUUGGAGAUUCGAAUUGGAAAAAAACCACUGUGCUAGGGCUCUAUCAAGAGUCGGACUUAGGCGUCUCAUCACUAGCAACAUGGAAAGCCGAGAUAAAAUCUUGGGAGACCGACCACACCAACCCAAACCCUUUUGAACGCCGAGUCGACAGUGAGUCAUACCUUCAAUUAUUUGAUUGA